Messenger RNA from Trichoderma reesei QM6a, 1266 nucleotides. RefSeq lists its product as uncharacterized. The coding region runs from base 1 to 1266 and encodes 421 amino acids. The transcript has a single exon. The record is from RefSeq and is a predicted model, not a curated record. Lineage: Eukaryota; Fungi; Ascomycota; Sordariomycetes; Hypocreales; Hypocreaceae.
AUGCUCAUCAACAACCUCGAUCCCGCCUUCAACCUACCUCCAGAAAACCCCCCUCCCUCUCACCACCACCACCACCACCACCAAAAACCCAUCAUCGUCCCCUACAAACCCCCCCUCACCCUCUCCAUCCAGGAACACGCCCCAGCAGAUCCCUACGGCCACGGCUACCUCAUCACCACCAACUGCCCAGCAAAAGCCGACCGCCAGACCCUCAAGCGACACACCAAACUCAGCUGGUGUCUCCUCAACAAACUCACUCGGCCCUUGUCAAACACCACCAACAACGCAAAGCAUUCGCACCAGCUGCACAUCACCAGCCAAAUCGCCUGCGGCGACAACCGCGGCGCCCAGCUCGUGCGCUGCCACCUCGACCAGGACCGCGCAACAGCAUACGUCGCCAAGAUCUACGACCCUCUGUACUAUGACUUUGCCGACAAGGCGGAUAGAGAGAUCCCCGUGGACGUUGCGUGGCUGGCGGAGCACGACUACAGGCGCGAAGCGGCUGCUUAUGCGGAGCUGAAGAGGUGUCGCCAAGACGGCCGCUUUACGCCAAGGUACUUUGGUUCAUGGAUCUUUGACAUGGCUCAUGGAGGCGGCCCACAAGAAGAAGAAGAAAAAGACGAAGAAGACGACAGAGAGGAAAAGGGAGAGGAAGGAGGAGAAACAAGACCGGUCCACAUGAUACUGCUCGAGGCCCUAGAUGGCCGUACAAUGUUCUCCCUGCUCGAGAGCAAACAACAUCUAAAGCUCUCUCUGCGAUUACGCCUCGACAUCUUUGCGCGCGUCCUCGAGGCCGCCACCGCAUUGCGCUUCUACAACGUAGCCCAAGACGAUCUCGCCCCGAGAAACGUCAUGCUCACGGGCCUCGACUUUGACUCUCCUCAUCAAUCAGUCGACAGGGUGGUCCUGUUUGACUUUAACGAGGCGGUUGUUCUCACGCAUCGCAAGUGCCGCAUCGUCCACGACAAGAUGGCGACGGACCGGCCUACGAUGAGUCCGCGCUGUAGAUUCUGGUCCGACUUUCCGUAUGAAUUCGGGGAUUGGGUGUAUCCCUUGUUUCAGCGCAAGAAUACGUUUAGAUGCUGGCUCUUGAGUCGCUGGGGGGACGAUGAGACGUUCGGCGGGCCCCCGACGGAGUCGGAGAAGAAAUCGAGGAGACAGGAUCGUUAUGAGGAGCCACCGCCGCUGCGGGAUGACGAGCUGGACGAGAAGCUUGUUGAACAGUUGAACGAGGAGCUGGGUUGUGACUGGCGGCGUUUCGUCUGA